UUGAGUCAGGGUCACGUCACUGAACCAAAUCAGUACUCACGUCUUUGCCGGCUCUCAAGGCACUUCCAGGUGGACAGAGCGCCUCAUCCUGCCACCAUGAGCACCUCCACGGGGCCUGAAGCUGCACCCAAACCGAGUGCGAAGUCUAUCUAUGAGCAAAGGAAACGUUACUCCACUGUGGUUAUGGCUGACGUGUCCCAGUACCAUGUCAAUCAUCUGGUCACCUUCUGCCUGGGGGAGGAGGAUGGUGUGCACACGGUAGAAGAUGCUUCCAGAAAGCUGGCCGUCAUGGACAGCCAGGGGCGCGUCUGGGCACAGGAGAUGCUACUCAGAGUGUCACCUGGCCAUGUCACUCUGCUUGACCCCGUCUCCAAGGAGGAACUCGAGUCAUAUCCUCUUGACGCCAUCGUACGCUGCGACGCGGUGAUGCCCCGCGGCCGGAGCCGCUCGCUGCUGCUCCUGGUGUGCCAAGAGCCAGAGCGGGCACAACCAGAUGUCCAUUUCUUCCAAGGCCUGCUCCUCGGGGCGGAGCUGAUCCGUGAGGACAUCCAAGGUGCUCUGCAGAACUACCGCUCUGGACGUGGGGAACGCAGGGCGGCAGCGCUCAGGGCAACGCAGGAGGAGCUGCAACGUGGCGCCUCUCCAGCUGCGGAGACCCCGCCCUUACAGCGUCGCCCCUCAGUCCGCGCGGUGAUCAGCACCGUGGAACCGUCCGCAGACCGCGGGCGACCCCAGGUGCAGCCAAUUCCAGAGACGGAAGAAGCGGGGAGACCCGGCCCAGCUCGCACCACCGCGAGCAACGCUACCCCGACCUCCCCGGACCUGGGCCCGCGGGGGCCGGAGCUGGCGGGUCUACAGGCGGAGCGGGACGUGGAUAUCCUGAACCACGUGUUCGACGACGUGGAGAGCUUCGUAUCCAGACUGCAAAAGUCAGCAGAGGCUGCCCGGGUUUUGGAGCACCGCGAGCGCGGCCGCAGGACACGACGCCGAGCUGGCGGAGAGGGCCUGCUGACGCUGCGAGCCAAGCCACCCACCGAGGCCGAAUACACCGACGUGCUUCAGAAAAUCAAAUAUGCCUUCAGUCUGCUGGCCCGAUUGCGCGGCAACAUCGCCAACCCGUCCUCUCCAGAGUUGUUGCACUUUCUGUUCGGACCGCUGCAGAUGAUCGUGAAUACUUCAGGCGGCCCUGAGUUCGCGAGCAGUGUGCGACGGCCGCAUCUGACGUUGGAGGCUGUGGCGCUGCUCCGCGACAAUGUCACUCCUCGUGAAAACGCGCUAUGGACCUCGCUGGGGGACUCCUGGAUCCGCCCAGGGGUGGAGCUGCCCCCGGAAGAAGGGUCUCCAUACAGUCCCGAAUUCUACAGCGGCUGGGAGCCUCCGGCCACUGACCCGCAGGGCCGAGCCUGGGAGGACCCGGUGGAAAAACAGCUGCAGCAUGAGAAGCGGCGCAGGCAGCAAAGCGCCCCCCAGGUCGCUGUCAAUGGUCAUCAAGAUCCAGAACUGGAAGCUGAGUCGCAGCUAGAAGAGAGAGCCAGAAAGUGGGUUCUGUGUAAUUAUGACUUCCAGGCCCGAAAUAGCAGCGAGCUGUCUGUCAAGCACCGAGAUGUGUUGGAGGUCCUGGAUGACAGGCGCAAGUGGUGGAAGGUUCGGGACCAUCGGGGACAGGAGGGCUAUGUACCCUAUAACAUCCUGACGCUCCACCCUGGACCUCAGGUGCACCGCGGCCAAAGUCCUGCUGGAAACCUAGAGACUAGUACCCCUCCUCCCCCACCCGCACCAGCUCCAGCCCCUGCUCAGGUGCGGCCCCACUGGGACAGUUGUGAUAGUCUCAACGGUUUGGACCCCAGCGAGAAGGAGAAAUUCUCCCAGAUGCUCAGUGUCAAUGAGGAGCUGCAGGCGCGCCUGGCGCAGGGCCGUUCGGGACCUAGCCGGGUAGCUCCGGGACCCCGCGCCCCGGAGCCCCAGCUCGGCCCGCGCUCUGAGGCCUCGGCGGUCCGUGCCUGGCUGCAGACCAAGGGCUUUAGCUCCGGGACUGUGGACGCACUCGGCGUGCUGACCGGCGCACAGCUCUUCUCGCUGCAAAAGGAAGAGUUGCGAGCGGUGUGCCCCGAGGAAGGGGCGCGAGUGUACAGCCAAGUCACCGUGCAGCGCGCGCUGCUGGAGGACAGAGAAAAAGUGUCAGAGCUGGAGGCCGUGAUGGAGAAGCAAAAGAAAAAAGUGGAAGGCGAGGCCAAGAUAGAAGUUAUCUGAUCCUCCCUGGCUCGUUCACAAAACAUGAUGAGACCACGGCGGGGUUCCCAGCGCCCCCUAGGACAACAGUCGCCAGACUCCUCCCCAUCACCAGCGGCAGUAGAUGUCCUGAAGGAUCGCCCACCCCGGUCUCCCCGCUACCUUGGCGGCAGACUGCACUGACAGUGCUGACUGGAAUCCUUCCAGAGGGACCUCCGACUGACGGGAAUGGGGAAGGGGGGGCGGCGCAUAGAGACACUACCAGAGAGGCACGCCCAAGAGGCGCACUGAGGGCCCUGUGCGUUGUGAUGUGCUAUAAACAGCCUCCUUUUAGGCCAUGUCACCUGCUGCCCCCCUCUCUUGCCGGCUACCAAGGAGCCAGGAAUCUGAGAGAUGCCCCACGUUUUCUCUCCAUUAACCUGGAGACUCCGUCCCAGGCUUCCUCCUAAUCACCAAUCUGUCCUCGCACUAGCCCUACCUACAACCUUUCUCUUGUUCAAAACUCUUCCGUGGCUCCUCGCUGUUCUCAGGCCUGGGGUUUUUCUCUCAAGUGCCUUAUGUCUCCGACCACCCUACAUUUUGGCCCAGCCCCUUUCAGCCACAAGGGUUUUGCACUGACAGCUUCUGAGGGUUGGAGCAGCCUCCAUCAUCUUGGCUCAGCCCCCCUAGCCACACUCGGGACGCCUGUGCCCGGCCUCUAAGGAUCUAGCCAUGGAGAUCUGGAUGCUCCCUGGGCAUGCCACAGGCUCUUGGGUCUUCCUGCCCUCCUCAAGUACUUUCUGCCUGCCAAGCCCUGCAACUUGUCCAGGUUAUGCAGGUGGAUGAUAACUGCUGGUUUUCUCUUCCAGGAUAGAUAUCUCUAAGGCCUUUCUUUUCCCUGCAUCCUUGAAACACACUUCCAAGAGUCCCACCAGUGUGAACGGCCUCUACUCCCGGCGCUGUUCAGUCCUUACCUGGGCCACCAGGUGGCGCACCUCAAAUCGGACCCAGGAGAGCCAGCCUUGGGCUGACAGCUUCACUAGGCCCCCUUCCUUCUGGAACAAGCCACUGCAGAUCUCCAGUGCACCUUCCCUGUCCUAUACCCUUGGCUUCUCCUGGCACAUGGGAUAAAACCUAACUCUGGGCUCAGUGCAACCUUCCUCUCUCUUCAGUUCAUUGGUUCAUGCUGUUGGCUCCUCAGGGACAUCCUGGCCCUAUGAGGUCUGAUCACUGCCUGGGGCGUCAUUUCUUAUGUCAGAAAUGGUUGAUUGGCUAGCUGAUUGAUUGCUUUUGUUGGAGGCAGUCUGGAUACAGCCCCAAAUUCUCCAUCCUCCCGUUUCAAGCUUCCUGGGUGCUGGGAAUACUGGCAAGUGCCCCGCGGCCACCCUCAUUUCUAAUAGGGAAACCAAAGCAUAAGCAGUUGCCCAAACUGUUGAUUCCCUCAGUGAGCUCCCAGGCUGCAGGCUGAAAUGCAGGCAGGAGCCAGCUGGCUCUCUGUGGUCUGGACUCGGAACAUUUCAUCCUGACUUCACCCUCUGUCGAUCACCUUGUCCAUCAGUCCUCCGGUCCGCAUCCAGCCAGAGGCACCUGUUACAACCCAAGUGGGACUGUAAUCGGGUGGUCAGGCCUCCCACCUCAGAGCUCAAGUUCUCAACAGAGCCGUGAUCCUGCGCAAAGCCAUCACCUCAGCGCUACCCUUGCUGCCUCCUCUCCGUUCCUUCAGGCACCACAGCAGGCCAGGCCUGCUCUACCUUCCUUCAGAGACAUGGCUCACCCUGCCUGCCUCCUCCUAGUACCUGUCUGUGCAGCCUGACAUGAGGGCUGCUUUUGACUGUCAUAAACACCACACACAUACAUACACACCAGAUACACAUAUACCACACCGAUGCCCAACAUGCCACACACACACACCCAACAUCAGUCAUACCAUGCACACCACAUACACAGUCCACCCCAGACAACAUACACACCACACAUGUAACUCACCCACACCACACACCACACCCACACCACACACCACCACACACUCGGCCCUCCCCCUCCCUCUCUUUCUACACAGCACUACAGCUGGAAUCCACACCUAUCUCCCUCCAGUGCACUGGCUCCUGGACCAGCUGUUCACUCCUGUGACAUCAGUAGGCAGAGCAGAGCCCCGCUGGCAGUCUGGGCACAACCCUGACUGUAAGGAUGGAGGUACCAUCCAUCUCAAGACUGGCUCCUGGCUCUGUUCCACUCACUGUGGCCAGGAAGGACUGCUUACUUUUACUUAUCAUUUACUCCUUUCCUAGAGAAGCUAAACUUGCAGUUUUCCAUGUGGAUCAUUGCACAUUUUCAAUGCUGGCCACCGACCCCACUCAUUUCUGAGGGACUGAGAGCAAAUCUGAGCACCCAUAUCA
Messenger RNA from Peromyscus eremicus (cactus mouse), 4604 nucleotides. It is a transcript of the gene Eps8l1, whose product is annotated as EPS8 like 1. Gene Ontology annotation, cellular component: vesicle; ruffle membrane; plasma membrane. Gene Ontology annotation, biological process: regulation of Rho protein signal transduction; positive regulation of ruffle assembly; Rho protein signal transduction. The transcript has 19 exons. Bases 97 to 2250 code for a protein of 717 amino acids. Lineage: Eukaryota; Metazoa; Chordata; Mammalia; Rodentia; Cricetidae. Gene Ontology annotation, molecular function: actin binding. The record is from RefSeq and is a predicted model, not a curated record.